CAAGAAAUCUAAAUUUCGAAAGCAAGCAGCCAUGUAUCAAUUUAUCUGAUGAAGAGGAGUAUGAUGUUGGCAGGGCUGAACCCAUGGAUGAUGAUUAAUAUUUUGGUGGAAGAGAUAUUAUAUCUGAAUGUUUAUCUUACCUUCGUCCCCCUCCCAACCCUCACAUAUCAGCCUUAAAUCAAUCCCCUCUCUCUCCUCCUCCCCCUCCCAAAUCUGCCAAACCAGCUUUACAAACCCCAAGAGCAACAGUUGGUGGAAAAAGACCCAGGGAUUUCACUCAGAGUCAAUCACAACUUCCUCCAAGACCAAACAUGGGUGGAAAAAAGCCAAGGUCCAUGUUCCACCACAGCUGCCAAAAAUGUGAGGAGUACAAGGAAAUUAUAGCUACACAAGAUCAAGAAAUUGCU
Messenger RNA from Stylophora pistillata, 407 nucleotides. RefSeq names its product stabilizer of axonemal microtubules 4. Gene Ontology annotation, molecular function: phosphatase binding. The record is from RefSeq and is a predicted model, not a curated record. Lineage: Eukaryota; Metazoa; Cnidaria; Anthozoa; Scleractinia; Pocilloporidae.